This is a messenger RNA of Globicephala melas (long-finned pilot whale), 5733 nucleotides long. It is a transcript of the gene PLCD4, whose product is annotated as phospholipase C delta 4. NCBI's taxonomy places the organism in Eukaryota, Metazoa, Chordata, Mammalia, Artiodactyla, Delphinidae. Gene Ontology annotation, biological process: release of sequestered calcium ion into cytosol; phosphatidylinositol-mediated signaling; lipid metabolic process. Gene Ontology annotation, molecular function: phosphatidylinositol-4,5-bisphosphate phospholipase C activity; calcium ion binding. The record is from RefSeq and is a predicted model, not a curated record.
UCUUGUUCUCUGGUUUAUUUUAUACCUCCUUGUUCCCACUCCCCUUGGUGGUUUUGGUGUUUUUUUGUUUUUGUUUUGGGGUUGUGGUUUUGUUUUUUUUUCUGGAAUGGAAGAGUGGCUACAUAUUCUGUGGUCUUUCGAAGUUAUAUAUCUUGGCUUUUAAUUCAGCAGGGGUCUCAUAUUGAUGAUUUUUUAGAUGGAAUUUAAUAUUUUGAGUUGCCUUUUUGACCAACAAGAAGGGGGCUUUAUUUCAGAAGUUUGAGUAGUUUGGUUGGAUGGUCUGGGAAAGAGGUCUCUGAAACCCCAACCUGACUCCUGAGAAGCAGAGAAGUUUAGGGCAUCUCCCCUGGGUGUCAGGAGGAGAGUUUAGGCUUGCCUACGUAGCAGUAAGAGAGUAUACUGUUUAGAUCUCCCUCUUUGCCAGCUGCCCCUUCAUUUCAAUUUAGGGCUUCUAGGCCUUUCCUGGGCAUGGUUCCCAGAAAGUUCCUCUGCUGCUGCUACCCUGAUCAGGUUUCUGGAUCUGUUAAUAAUAGACAACAGUGGGGGAAGGGCCAGGAUCAUUAUGGAAAUAGGAGCAACUAAACCAGAUGGACAGUUCUAUGCACAGGACCCUGUCUGUCUGCUCCUGUCCUGUGUCUGAGGAGCAUUCUGCAGUGAACAUGUCUUCUAAGCCAUUCUUUGGAGCCACAUUAACCUUGUGAAGGUCUCCAAGUGCCUUUCCCCAAAAUCAGAACACAUGAUGUGGGGUGCUUAUGAGAACACUGAAACAGAAUGUUUGAGAUUCGAACUCUACCAGAAAACCCUGGAGGGGUGAUAAUACCCCUCACAGAACACCCAGAAGGGAAGGAGGUUGGGCCGCAAUUAGGUGAGGCAAAUAGUGACUCAGAGAGGCAAACUCUAUGUAAUCCUGGAAUCCAGAAGGGGAGUGGGGAAGGUGAAGGGGAAGUAUGGAAAAAUAAGGACAUGAUGAUGUUGGAGAAGUGGAAAUGGGAGAGUAAGACGAGCAUGUGACACAGGACCACUAUUAAGUAAAAUAUGAAAUCAACACAGUUUAAAUCUUGAUGCCUCCUAAUCUUCCUGUUCUCCAUGAAUGGACUUCCGUCUUCUGCCUGUGCUCCCUGCAUACUCCUUUUCCUUUACCAAAACCUGCUCGUAGUACAGUAAACUCAACUUAGGUCACGACUCCUCCCUCCUCCCAAAAGUAACCACUAUCCUGACAUUUAUGGUAAUCACUCAGGAUUUUAUUUUAAUGGGACUAACGAUGUAGCUAUAAAUAAUCACUGAUGGUAGACUAUUAGGCAGUUGAGGGAUGUCUGGGGGAGCCACAAGAGGCAGCUGGAUCUCAGCACACUCAAAAAUCACACCACUUCGUACAGUUAGUUCCCUCUGUGCCUAUGAUUAAGACACACCUCACCAGAAGACGAUCCCACAGAACUCCAAGUACAGUGCUGUGCCCUAUGCCCUCAGCUCCAUACUGUCAUCCACUGAUCCAGAAAGAACCAUACCCCACAGUCUUCCCAAGGCAGAGCAAAAGUAGGUCCCAGCUCACAGUACUUGGGCGAGUGUAAGGGACUGACGGUCUCUGCUGCUGACAUGUGAGUCUAGGACAUUGCCUAAACUUCCCUGGGCCUUAGUUUCUCACUGUGAAGUAUGGGGCCAUGAUAAAGCCCUUUACAAUCCCCUAUUCCUCACCUAACUUGGUGCCCUUUCCUCAAUCUUGGUUUCUGUUUCCGCUGCCUAUUUAUACACGCUGUAAGAAGCUCAUUACCUUCCUUUCCCAGUUGGGUGUCUUUCCAGCCUUGUGCUCCUCUUUUUGCCCUUGAUCCUCAGACACCAUGAUUCUGCUUCAUUUCUACAUGUACCAUUAUAAAAACACAUAUACGUCCUUGCAUAUUAGAGGUGCUGAACAAGUGGUUGUAGAAUGAAUGAAUAUAUGAACCAAAUUGUUUUCUACAUUCACGUAUGCAUUCCUUCAAUAUUUAUCAAGUACCUAAUAUAUACGUAGAUACCAACCUAUCCCUCUACACAAAUCAUUCCUCUCCUCCUUUUCUCAUCUUCCCCCUUUCCCAUUCUAUCUUUUUUCCUUUCCCUGAGCCAUAGAGUUAGACUGAGUGCCCGGCAAGGCAGGAUGCAGAGACACUUCUGCCAGUGGAAACAGACACCAUGGAAAGGAGCCAGAUGAAAUAAGGGCAAAGACAGCUGUACAACACACAGAGAGAAACCAACCAGAAUGAAAAGCAGUGAUUCAUGGAGCACUGCAACUCGGAUACUCCUUGGCUUUCACUCUGAGAGCUACUGCAGGACUGAGGUCAGUGAGCGCUGGCAUCAAGAUGAAGGACAGACAGGCUCCUCCUCCCUGGAGAUGUGAUGCCCGUCAAUCCCUCCCCUUAAUCCUCUUCUGCGCACCCCACCCCCACUACUCCCUCACACUGACCAGUGUCCUGGGCCUUUAAGAGUUGGAUGGGCUGGACUGAGGAGAGCGCUCACACCUCUCUCCACCCUACUCUUUCUAUCUGACUGUAAGUCUGCCAGUGACAGCAGCAAACUGCAGCAGAAGAGGGGAGGAAGCCAGUGAGUGCAAGAGAAGCAAAGGAGAAAAGGAGCCCUCCUGGGUUUCCUCGGCCCACAGCAGAGAGCGUCGCAGAUAUCAGACACAGGACUUCUCUCCUGCCCACGGUGACUCUGGCAUCAGCUGGUGAAGCAGUGGGUGAUGGCAUCCCUGCUGCAAGGCCGUGAGUACCCCUGCAGGAGAAGAGGGCUUGGGGAGACAGCCCAGGGACAGGGAGGAGGCUGGACCCCUGUUCAAGAGCUCCUCCUGGGCCCUCCACCCUCCCCGCCAGCUACCCAGUCCCUGCUUCUCCUGGCUCAGGGCUGCCUGUUAAUCAAGACCUGCUGCUGAUGCAGAAAGGCACGCUGAUGCGCAAGUCUCAAUAUCCGACGUGGACACAGUGCGUGAGGGCCACGAGUCUGAGUUGCUGCGAAACCUGGCAGAGGAGUUCCCCCUGGAGCAGGGCUUCACCAUCGUCUUCCAUGGCCGCCGCUCCAACUUGGACCUGGUGGCCAACAGUGUCGAGGAGGCCCAGAUCUGGAUGCAGGGGCUCCAGCUGUUGGUGGACUUUGUCACCAGCAUGGACCAACAGGAGCGGCUGGACCAAUGGCUGAGUGAUUGGUUCCAGCACGGAGACAAAAACCAGGAUGGUCGGAUGAGUUUCGGAGAAGUCCAGCGGUUACUGCACCUGAUGAAUGUGGAAAUGGACCAAGACCAUGCCUUCCAGCUUUUCCAGAGAGCAGAUGCAUCCCAGUCUGGGACUCUGGAGGGAGAAGAAUUUGUAGAGUUUUAUAAGUCAUUGACUCAGCGUCCUGAGGUGCAGGAACUGUUUGAAAAGUUUUCAUCUGAUGGGCAGAAGCUGACACUGCUGGAAUUUGUGGAUUUUCUCCAAGAGGAGCAGAAAGAAGGAGAACGGGCUUCUGACCUUGCUCUAGAACUCAUCGACUGCUAUGAGCCUUCAGAUAGCGGCAAACUGCGGCAUGUGCUGAGCAUGGAUGGCUUCCUCAGCUACCUCUACUCAAAGGACGGAGACAUCUUCAAUCCGACCUGCCUCCCCAUCUACCAGGAUAUGACUCAGCCCCUGAACCAGUACUACAUCAGCAGUUCCCACAACACCUACCUAGUGGGAGACCAGCUUUGUGGCCAGAGCAGCGUGGAGGGAUACAUACGGGCCCUGAAGCGAGGAUGCCGCUGCGUGGAGGUGGAUAUAUGGGAUGGACCUAGCGGGGAACCUAUUGUUUACCACGGACACACACUGACCUCUCGCAUCCCGUUCAAAGAUGUUGUGGCCGCCAUUGGACAGUAUGCCUUCCAGACAUCAGACUAUCCAGUCAUCUUGUCCCUGGAGAACCACUGCAGCUGGGAACAGCAGGAGAUCAUAGCACGCCAUCUGACAGAGAUCCUGGGAAAUCAGCUACUGAGCACCACCUUGGAUGGGCAGCUUCCCACUCAGCUGCCCUCCCCUGAGGAAUCUUCAUGUGUCAAAUGUGAGGAGCUUCGGAGGAAGAUCCUUGUGAAGGGAAAGAAGUUAAAAACGCUUGAGGAGGAUCUUGAGGAAGAGGAGGAGGAGCCAGAGUCUGAACUGGAGGAGGCUGAGCUGCAGCUGGAGGCCCAGAUGGAGUCUGAGCCCCAGGAGUUGAGCCCUCGCAGUAAGGACAAAAAGAAGAAAUCCAAGCCCAUCUUAUGUCCAUCCCUCUCUGCCCUGGUCGUCUACUUGAAGGCUGUCACAUUCUACAGCUUCACUCAUUCGAGGGAGCACUACCGCUUCUAUGAAACAUCAUCUUUCUCUGAAGCCAAGGCCAAGAGCCUCAUCAAGGAGGCUGGCAAUGAGUUUGUGCUGCACAAUACCUGGCAGUUAAGCCGUGUAUAUCCCAGUGGCCUGAGGACAGAUUCAUCCAACUACAACCCCCAGGAGUUCUGGAAUGCAGGCUGCCAGAUGGUGGCUCUGAAUAUGCAGACUGCGGGGCUUGAGAUGGACCUGUGUGAUGGGCUCUUCCGUCAGAAUGCUGGCUCCGGCUACGUGCUGAAGCCAGACUUCCUGCGUGACGCCCAGAGUUCCUUCCACCCUGAGAGGCCCAUCAGUCCGUUCAAAGCCCAGACCCUCCUAAUCCAGGUAAUCAGUGGGCAGCAACUCCCCAAAGUGGACAAGACCAAAGAGGAGUCCAUUGUGGAUCCACUGGUAAGAGUGGAGAUCUUUGGCGUCCGCCAAGACACAACCCGGCAAGAGACCAGCUACGUGGAGAACAACGGUUUUAAUCCAUACUGGGGGCAGACACUGUGCUUCCGGGUCCUGGUACCUGAACUGGCCCUGCUGCGUUUUGUGGUAAAAGACUAUGACUGGAAAUCCCGAAACGAUUUCAUUGGUCAGUACACCCUGCCUUGGAACUGCAUGCAACAAGGUGAGCCAGUCCUCCCACCCCUGGCCCGCACCCCAGCUCUGGGCUGCCUUCCUAAUACCGUCCCCCGCCGCCCUUUCCAGGUUACCGCCAUAUACACUUGCUCUCCAAGGAUGGCAUCAGCCUCCACCCAGCCUCCAUCUUCGUGCACAUCUGCACCCGGGAAGGGCUAGAGGGGGUUGAAUCUUAAGGUGGGUACUUCACGGGAAGAGUGGGUACAUCGGCUUUAGACGGUAAGAAAAGCCUGGAAGGAUGCUCCAGAAAGCAAACAGAGGUGGUGAAAACCAAGCUUUGGACUGUGCAUUCCUAGGCACAAAAUUACUUCAUCCUUCCUGACAAGCAAAUCUAGGACCUGAUUUUUCACUUUCUUUCUUUUCCCUUUCUUCGUUUUCACCAGCCUUUGGUAUCGUUCCUGUCCUUACCCUCUGCACACUCUACACUGGAAUUCCUUCCUUCCUUCCUCUUGCUAUAGGUUCAAUACCAUACCCAGAUCUAGGACUACACUUUCACACCAACUCUGGCUCAAAGGCAGACUGCAACUAGAAAUCCAGAGAAGGGCUUGGGGCAGACAAACCCUCAGAGGCACUAUCUCCUCCACCUCUAACUUCCUCAAAGUCCAGAGCCAAGGGAAGGACAAAUCAAGCCCCAAGGCUCCCCAGGCAAAGGCUGGGGAAGGAGAUCUGACCCCAAGACUGUAUUACGACUGUCAAGAGAACACUACACAGCCCUCAGAGUCUCCACUGGACUGCUGCUCCCUAGCCCCUCUGGUAUAAAUAGAGCUUCUCUCUC